Molecule: messenger RNA, 17251 nt
Organism: Bacillus rossius redtenbacheri
Lineage: Eukaryota; Metazoa; Arthropoda; Insecta; Phasmatodea; Bacillidae
Gene: Liprin-gamma
Product: kazrin
Exons: 22
Coding region: 5298-8828 (1176 amino acids)
Molecular function (GO): protein binding
Source: RefSeq, a predicted model, not a curated record
GCCGAGUGCCCGUUCUCUGUCGUCCUCGUGUCAGAAAAUUUUCACAAGUUUUCACGUAAACGUUGCAUAAAUGCCACCUUGAAAUUCAACUCGCAUUUAAUCUAUCUCUUUAUCAGUUCUCUCUCUCUUUUUUGUUUGUGUGUGUGCGGGACGAAUAAUUGCAGAGAGAGAGAGGAGAACGAAAACGAGCCCAGCAAUGUAUAUAUUGUCGCGGGUUGAAAUUUUGCAGGGUUGUUGAAAUCAAAUUUAGGGACUUUACUGACGGGACUCUGGGCUGGCUGCUCUGUUCACUCGUCAGCGCAAGUGGCGUGACCAUGUAAUUGGGGCACGGGGCCGGCGCGGCGCGCUGCGGGCUUGCAGAAUUUUGUUUGUUUGUUUGGCCGCGCGCUGGCGCAGCCACGGGCCGCAGUUACUGGGGCGCGCUGUCGUAACAAGCCGCGCGGUGUGGCCUGCACAUUGUGGUAGAGGGGGGGGAGUCUUCCCAGAUGUUCUAGUUAGUUGUUUAGUAAAUUUGACUUCAAUAACGAGCUUUUGUUAUGGUAGGCGCGGCAGGGCGCGCGAAUUUAAGCGCAAGUGAGUGGUGACUCGGGGCUCACUCAGGCGGAGGCUAUGCGUCUCACCUGUGGUCACGAGUUGUUAGUUCGUUCGUGAUGUAGGAAUUCAGGCUCACUCAGGCGGAAGCUAUGGUCGACGCCAGAGGCCACGAGUCGUUUAAUUUAAGUUAGGUCAUAAUGUAGUCGUCAAGCUUUCGGGCGGAGGCUAUGGCCCUCGUCAGGGGUCACGCGUCAUAGUUUUUAAAAUGUAAUGUUCGUUCGGGAUUUCAAGGGCAGGAGAGGCCCCUACGUUAUUUUUUUAAAGUAAUCGAUCAAGAAAGGCUUUUCGGAAAAUGUGAGUAUGGACUUAUCUUUGUUUUAAUUUUAAGUAUUAAUUAUGAUUUGAGGUAUUCGGAAGGACUAGGGAAGUGUUUAGUGAAGUUCUCUCAUUCUCUCUCUUGUAAGGUCGUUCAAUCGUUAAGGAAGUAAAGAGAUUAUUGUUUUAAAUUGUAAUCCUGCUAUUUAAAUGUUCUUUAAAAUGAUGUUGAGUAUUUGACUUUAAGAAUAAAAUAAUUUUAAUUAAGUAUUAUGUUAUUUUGCAAAAUCUCCUUAGUUCAGCUCUCACCAGACAUCCUGUACGGGAUGACGAACCUAUGAUCCUAGGUACAGUAAAGUAUUUUAUGAAGUUAAGACUAGUUGAUGCCAAGCGAGUUGUUUCUAUGUAAAGAGCUACGAUUCUCUCCCCCCUCUGAAGGUGGAUCGUGACAGAAAUGGCGGUGGCACCGGCUAGGUGCACGUUACAAGAAAUGGUGGAGGCGCCGGGUAAGUUCUAUUUCUGGAGAGAGAGAGAGGUAGAUUUUUAUGUUUAUUAUUAAGUUAGUUUCAGCUUCUGAUAGCAGGUUAUUAAGAGUUUACUUGAGGAGAGGAUUACGGAAUUUUAGUCUAUAGUGGAGGAAGUCUUUGAGAUUUUUUUUUUGACGUAACAGAUGAUUAUUUGAGUAUACUUGUAAGGAUAAAGUUUAUAGUGAUAAGUUGUUUUAAGUCGUUGAGUUUAUCGGGGAUUUUUACGUGAGGAGAAUACGUUAUAAUUUAAAUACUUAAUAAAGAUAAUGCAAGUGGUUUAGUUUUAUUAAAGUUAAUUUAAGAUUGUAGGUUAAGAGAAUUAUAAUUUAAAAUAAAAAUUUUUUGUCGUAAAUAGGAAUUAUUUUCAAGUGAAGUUUGUUUUGUUGUCGUGCGCGUAGGAGACGAGACGUACGAAUUAAAUCAGUCGAGGGAAGGAUAAACGUUAGAAAGGAAUUAAAAAGAAAACGAGAGUUUAUGUAAAAGAGAGUUAUAGAAUUUAUAGUGAUGUUUUGUUUUAAUUAGAAAAAUGUUGAGAGUUGUUUCAGAACGACACGUCAGUGGACGUGGCAGAGUGAACACGUGACGGGGAGGUGCUGAGACCUAGCGGAGAACGGAGGAACCGCAAGCGAGGGUUGGCGCACCUGAUGGAAUUCGGUGACGUCACGAGCACGUACAGAGACGUGGACCGUGGACGGCCGUGACCUUGUUUUGAUCAGCUGUACGGUAACUUAGCGAUAAGAAAAUAGACUAUUGGUUAAAUAAAUUUAAAUUUAAGUGUGUUUUAGAAGAAGAGGAACUUUCAGUAUAUUCCUUAAGAUGAGCUGAGCAGCAGUCCAGUUUACAAGAUGACAAGAGUUCGAGAGACAAGAUACAAGAUCACUGAAACAAGAGCCAAGACUGAAGAUUCAAGAGAAGAGAAAGCUGGCAGCCAUGGACUUACAAGUGGAGAUUAAUAAGGUCAUGUAAAGUUUUAUUUUUUUUUAUGGAAGACAGUAACUGGAGUUUUUUUUUGUUAUAAACAUUAUUUACAGAACUUUUUAGGUUAUAGUAAUGUAAUGGAACUAGUGAGUUGUGGUAGCUGUCAAAAAGAACUAAUACCUUAAGUUUAAUUUUUAAAGUUAAUUUUCUUAAUUUACAGAGGGAUUAGUAGUUUUUUUUAAAACCUUAUUUAGGUUGGAAUUUAAAUACAAUAGCUUAUUAUAAAUGUGUACGAACAGUUCAAGUUCACAGUACUGAUAGGUAGGUCAGAUGAUCUUAUUGAUUUUGAUGAUUUGUUGUUUUGAGUUGAUUUUUAAGUGUUGUGAAUUAGACAAUGAAAUAGUUCUGAAAACUUAAAUUAUUUCAAGCUAAGAAAUAGUAAAUUUAAUUGUAACUCGAAGGACACCAGAAUUUACUUUUUUUUGAAUUAGUAAUGUUUGAAAAUUUUAUACUUUACAAGAAAGGUUAUAAACAAACAGAUCGGAUGGAACAAGGAUGCAGUAAAUCACAAUUUCAGUUAGAAUUAUUGAUUUGCUUUUGAGGUUAUGAAGGAAAAGUUGCUAUAAUUUAAAAGUUUAAAUAAAAUGUUUUUUUUUUUUUUUUUUUUUAAAUUUGUUUGAAAUAGAAAGUUUAAAAGUUAAUUAGUCAUGAUCUAGGUGGGUGAUGGGGUGGGAAUUGGCCACUCUUUUUCCCUAUAACCUCCCUAACAUGGCCUUCUAUUACAACUAACAGAAAUAAAGAAGAAGAAAAAUGAAGAAUUAUUAGUUAGAAUGUUUCUUUCAUGAAGAUACCUGAUGAACUUUUACUGUUUGGAAGAAUAGAAGCAAGGUUAGUCAGAUAUUUUUACUCAGAAGAAGAAGAAGAUAAAGCAGUUUUAUGACUCGACAAGCCAGAGAUUGGUGUUUCCCCUCUGCGCUUCUAUUGACUACGUUGUUUACUCUCAUGGGAUAGCUGGUUCGGCACCAUGGAGAGAGAUUGGUGGGCAUUGUGGUUGCCCCCAGAAGAAAAGAAGAGUAGAAGAGGUUAUGGGUGGGCCAUGUGAACUGACCUUCAACCCAGUUACUUCGUGGGGACUAUUUGCUGUAUAGAGAAGAUCAAGACUCAAGAGUUAGGGAAAAUCAUUGGAGGUCAUGUUUCCCUUCCUUAAGUUUUUCCUAUCAAAUUAUUUGCCUGAUUAGAUUAUGCUAAGGGUGGGAUACUUUAUGUUAGCAGUUGAAUUAAUUAAUUUUAUUUUUUUGUGUGUUUGCAUCCUUGCCCAUCGAUUGCAGUUUAGUAGUUAGUUUUGUAUUUGUCAGGCGUGAUGGUAAUGCCUGUUGAUGAUGUUUCAGAAUUGUAAUCUGUUCGUGAUGAGGAUGGCACAACUCCGAAGCAGAUGUGGGGAGAAGUUGUGAGCUGCCCUGGAAGCCAGUCCAGUAGCUGUUGGAGUUGAGUGGUGUUUGCUGAUGGCCAGCCCAGGGAGCUACUCUUCUCGACAACACUGACUUCGAGGAGUUGCACCAACCUUCACGAGAUAAGAGUUUAAUUAAUUGAAACACUGUAAGGACACUUAAUUUUUUUUGAAGAACGAAAGAAGUAUGGUAAUAAACGGAAACCGAAAAAAAAAAAAAAAUAAUAAUUAUCAAGAAUUUGCACAUUGUUUAACGAAUACUGAGAAACUAAGAACAGUAAUUUAAUUUGUAAAGAGAGCUUCACUAACAGAACAAUUUUUUUAGAAUUGAGAACUCGAGCCUCUGAAGGUUCCUGUGAGAACAAACCAGAUAAAAGUUUUACAUUUAAUUUUAUGAAUACUUGUUGUUUUAAAAUAAAUCUUAUGCAGAAUCUAGAUGUAUGUUCAGACAGCAAGGAACUAAGAAAAUUAUUAUUUUUGUGAAAUGAGGAAUUUAUAGUUAUGGUUUAAUGGAAAAAGACAAUUUGUAAUUUUGAGGUAGCUCGAUGGGGCUCGAGCUCUGUGAGGGGAGGGUUAUGUCGCGGGUUGAAAUUUUGCAGGGUUGUUGAAAUCAAAUUUAGGGACUUUACUGACGGGACUCUGGGCUGGCUGCUCUGUUCACUCGUCAGCGCAAGUGGCGUGACCAUGUAAUUGGGGCACGGGGCCGGCGCGGCGCGCUGCGGGCUUGCAGAAUUUUGUUUGUUUGUUUGGCCGCGCGCUGGCGCAGCCACGGGCCGCAGUUACUGGGGCGCGCUGUCGUAACAAGCCGCGCGGUGUGGCCUGCACAUUGUGGUAGAGGGGGGGGAGUCUUCCCAGAUGUUCUAGUUAGUUGUUUAGUAAAUUUGACUUCAAUAACGAGCUUUUGUUAUGGUAGGCGCGGCAGGGCGCGCGAAUUUAAGCGCAAGUGAGUGGUGACUCGGGGCUCACUCAGGCGGAGGCUAUGCGUCUCACCUGUGGUCACGAGUUGUUAGUUCGUUCGUGAUGUAGGAAUUCAGGCUCACUCAGGCGGAAGCUAUGGUCGACGCCAGAGGCCACGAGUCGUUUAAUUUAAGUUAGGUCAUAAUGUAGUCGUCAAGCUUUCGGGCGGAGGCUAUGGCCCUCGUCAGGGGUCACGCGUCAUAGUUUUUAAAAUGUAAUGUUCGUUCGGGAUUUCAAGGGCAGGAGAGGCCCCUACGUUAUUUUUUUAAAGUAAUCGAUCAAGAAAGGCUUUUCGGAAAAUGUGAGUAUGGACUUAUCUUUGUUUUAAUUUUAAGUAUUAAUUAUGAUUUGAGGUAUUCGGAAGGACUAGGGAAGUGUUUAGUGAAGUUCUCUCAUUCUCUCUCUUGUAAGGUCGUUCAAUCGUUAAGGAAGUAAAGAGAUUAUUGUUUUAAAUUGUAAUCCUGCUAUUUAAAUGUUCUUUAAAAUGAUGUUGAGUAUUUGACUUUAAGAAUAAAAUAAUUUUAAUUAAGUAUUAUGUUAUUUUGCAAAAUCUCCUUAGUUCAGCUCUCACCAGACAUCCUGUACGGGAUGACGAACCUAUGAUCCUAGGGCACGAUAGCGGACUUCACCCCGCCGCUGCCGCCCAUGGUGCCGGCCGUGGUGGUGCACUGCGUGCAGGAGGUGGAGCGGCGCGGGCUGGGCGAGGUGGGCGUCUACCGGGUGUCCGGCUCGGACCGCGACGUCAAGGCCCUCAAGGAGAAGUUCCUGCGGGGCAAGGGCGUGCCCAACAUCUCGGGCGCGGACAUCCACGUGGUGUGCGGCUGCGUCAAGGACUUCCUGCGCUCCUUGAAGGAGCCGCUGGUGACCCACGUGCGCUGGCAGGACUUUGUGCGCGCCGCCGACACGGCGGACCCCGACGACUCGCGGGCGGCCAUGUACCAGGUGGUGUCCAGCCUGCCGCAGCCCAACCGAGACACCCUGGCCUUCCUGGUGCUGCACCUGCAGAGAGUGGCGGAGUGGCCGGAGUGCAAGAUGCCGAUGGAGAACCUGGCGAAGGUGUUUGGGCCGACCGUGGUGGGGUACUCCUCCAGCGAGAUCGACGGAGCGGCUCUGGUGCGCGAGACCAAGAAGCAGGUUGCCCGGUGCAGGCGCUAGCGUCCUUGAAUGAGACGGUGCAGGCGUCCUUCGACGUCGACCAAGAUGGCGGCGUGCUGGCGCGAGACCGGCGCCCUGCCGUCCACGCCUCCAUGGCCCUGAUGAGACGUCUGCUGGUGGACGCCCAGGCCAAGUUCCGCAGGAUGGUAGAGGACAACAAGCAGCUGGCGGCUCGCAUAGACUGCGACAUCCAGUGCGCCCAGGACGGAGUGGCGGCCCUGCGCGGGGAGCUGGCCGACACCAGUCGACGCCUCGAGGAACACAUCAGCUCCAGCGCGAGGAGCGGCGGCGGAGUUGCGGCGGGCCUCCAGUUCGACGUGGUGACGGCUCCGGUGCGAGAGAGCGCCAUCUUGGACGACGAGGAGGACGACGAGGAAGAAGAGGACGCCGGGGACAUGGUGGCGUCCGGCGGCGGGAGCGAACAGGCGUCGUCGCGCGACUGCGACAACAAGGACUUCCUGCCGCCUUCGCCCCUAGCGGCGGCUGCGGCGGGCUGCGCGUCGCUGGACGGCGUGAUGGGCGGCGCGCGCGGCAAGAGCAAAGCGGUGCUGGAGAACAACAACCCAGCGACGGCGAUACGCCUGCGGAUGGAGAACGAGCGGCUGCAGGCGGAGGUGGCCGAGCUGCGCAAGCUGGUGGGGUCGGGUGCUGCCCUGCGCGAGGGCGACGCGGGGGAGCAGAUACGCGCCCUCGAGAUGGAGCUUCAGCACGCCAGGGAGGCGCUGGCGGCCCUGAAAGCAGAUAGAAAACGACUUAAGGCUGAAAAGUUUGAUCUCCUGAACCAGAUGAAGCAGCUGUACGGAACUCUGGAAGACAAAGAAAAGGAGCUCCGGGAUUUCAUCAGGAAUUAUGAACAGCGGAUGAGGGAAAACGAGGCGUCUCUGCAGCAGCUGUCGACGGAGCGCGAGGAGCGCGAGCGCGAGCGCUGGAGCCUGCUGAGGCACGCGCGCGACGAGGCGGAGCGCAGCCUCACGCUGGCCGCCCAGCUCGAGGUCAAGGAGCAGCAGAUGCAGCAGCUGCAGGAGCAGCUGUACGAGGCGCGCCGGCAGCUGGCGAGCGGCGGGGGCUGCCUCUCGGACCAGGAGAGCCUCGCCUCCAUGUCUAUCUCGGUGUCCCGGGUGAACGGCUCGUCGGGCGGGCUGACCACGCCCACGGCCGCCGCGGGCCUGCCCCCGGGCCACCACCUGCUGCUCGGUGGCGGCGGCGGCGGCGGGGGCGGGGGCGGGCUGCAGCCGGGGGACCGGGGGUCCUGCAGCGCCGACUCCGGGGUCCGGGGCAGCUCCGACCGCGAGUCCGGGGGCGCCACGUCGGGGGGCGGCAACCUCUCCGACUCCACCACUGACGGCACGUCGACAAUCGCAGUGGAGGGGAACAAUGCAGACAUGGACGCGAUAUCUGUAGUCUCGUCGAUAGCGGCUCCUCACGCGUACCAACCCACGACCCCCAAGGACUGCAGCCCCUCCUUGUCGCCGCUCAACGCCAACACUUUCUCAAAGUCGAUCGACAACAGUGUUUUAUCGAGGUCAGUGGAGCAGCUGAGCAACGCGCCGGCCGUGGGAGACACGGAGCCACGCCGCGCGGGAAAGGCCCAGCAGGCGCGCAGUAGCGGCGGGAGCCGCGGCGGGACGUGGGGCAGCAUCUCCCGGGUGUUCGCGCGCAGCCGGCACAGGAAGGCCGCCAGCCCCAGCAGCCAGGAAGACCCGGGGGACCCGUACCGCAGCUGGUCCCCGCUCACCGAGGAGGGCUACGCGGAGAAGCUGCGCCUGCUGCGCGAGGCGGCCUCCGUGCCCAUGGAGCGGUGGCGCGCCCCCACGGUGCUCGCCUGGCUCGAGAUCGCGCUGGGCAUGCCGCAGUACGGCCCGCGCUGCGCCGAGAACGUCAAGAGCGGGAAGGUGCUGCUGGAGCUGAGCGACGUGGAACUGGAGGUGGGGCUGGGCAUCGCGCACCCCAUGCACCGCAAGAAGCUGCGGCUGGCCAUCGAGGAGCACCGCCACCCCUCGCUGGUGCGCUACCCCUGCAUCGCCCAGCUGGGGCACACCUGGGUGUCCAGCGAGUGGCUGCCGGACCUCGGCCUGGCGCAGUAUUCUGAGAACUUCGCCACGAACAUGGUCGACGCAAGGAUGCUGGACCAUUUGAGCAAGAAGGAGCUUGAGAAGUUUCUCGGCGUCACGAGAAAGUUCCACCAGGCUUCGAUCGUGCACGGGAUCCACCUGCUGCGGAUGAUGAAGUACGAUAGACAGGCGUUAGCAGUCAGGCGGCACCAGUGUGAGAACCUCGACGCCGACCCUCUGGUGUGGACCAAUCAGAGAUUCAUCAGAUGGGCCAGGAACAUUGACCUCGGCGAGUACGCAGACAAUCUGAAAGACAGCGGAGUGCACGGCGCGCUGGUGGUGCUGGAGCCGUCGUUCAACGGCGACACGAUGGCCACGGCGCUCGGCAUCCCGCCGUCCAAGAACAUCAUCCGGCGGCACCUGAGCGCAGAGCUGGAGGCGCUCGUCCUGCCGGCCAGAGCUGCGUUUGAGCACUUUGCGCGUGUAGGCAGUGCGCAGACGGAGACUCGUAGGCGCUCGGACAAGUUGGUCGGUGGGGGCAGUUUGGGGCGGAGUUUCUCUCGCUCGUACGCGGGAGGGUUGUCGGAACGUAGCGCCGGUCCGCCGCCCGACCCCGACAAGGAGCGGCGACGCGCUAGCCUCAGACGCUUGUUGAGCCGGGUGACGAUGGUUUCCCAGGGCUCUAUAAGCCGUGCCCUCGGCCUCAAGCUGGGGCCCGACCCAGGCAAGCGGCGGGACGGGCGGCCGGGCUCCAACCACGUCGCCUCACCGUCGUCAUCGUCGGAGAACGGCUCCCGGGGCUCCCCCCCGCCGCCGCCCCCGGCCGCGGCGCCCCGGAGGCGUCCCGCCCACAACCACCACCACCACCGCAGGGCAAAGUCCAUCGGAGACAUUGACGUGGCGACGCCUCGGACCCCCGUCUAGCCUGGCCGCGCCGAGGGAAGGACGCGUCGCUGUUGGAUCCAAGACCGCACAACGCAAGCCGUUCGGACACUGCCGCACCGUCUCAAGCAAAACUAAACAAACUUUGACAGCGAUGAUAGCGCUUACGGUCGCACAUAUGUGGCGCGCAGUAUAAACAUCACGUCCGUUACAAAGCGAAUCUUCUUGUUGUGAUGUUCUAGCUGGAGUUUGAAGUAAAAUAAAUUUAACUUUAAAACUGUUGAUUAUCAUCUAGAUGAUUUUGCAAAGAAAAAAAAUUAUAUAUAUUUUUUUUAUUUAUUUAUUUUUUUUUUUCAGUUUUCUGAUGUUCAGUUGGAGCUUUUAAUUUCUUUCUUUUGUUUCCCAGUGUCGUAGCCUGCUUGGCAUCAACUUAAUGUUAGACACGUCACCAACAGAAGACGCGGAGGCUUCUGAUUCGUCACCCAGCUGAUGAAUCUUCGCAAAUGAGUUUUGAGAGAGUAUGUAAAUGCUGCUGCCCUUGUGUAAAAAUAAUCUGCUAUAAAUGUUGUGAUUUUUCUCAAUCCAAACACUUGGGGAAAUAUCAACAAAAUAAGACUCAUAUUGGUUUCACGAACACUGGACUUAUUUCAAAAUGAGAAAAAUAAAUAGCGUAUUAACUUUAAUUAAAUAACAUAUCAAAAAAUAUGUGUACAGAAAAUGAUAAAUUAUUUCUUUUGACAGCAUUUCACAAAUGCUACUUGUAAAUAUAGUAAUACUUGAGGAAAAUAUUCAUAAAAAAUGUUACGAUAUUAAAGAAUUAUUAUAAAUUUCAUUUUUGAACUGUCAUUAAAAAAUUAAUAAUGUCUGCAUAAUGUGCACUGCUUGUUUCUCAACUAUUCUGAUUGAACGCUACCGCUGUUUGACUUUGUGCAAAAAUUCAUAGUGUUGGUUGUGAUACAAAAUAGCGAAUCAUUAACAAAACAGCAUGCCAUACCCACAAUGUAAGGCAAAGUUACAUUUAUCUGAAUAGGAGUGAGACAAAAUUUCAAAAUUCAAAAAUGCAGAAAAAAAAACUUAUUAGUAGAAAAGUAACAGUAUGGUGUAUUUGCCGGAAAACAGUGAAAACAUUAAGAACAGGGCAUGAAUAACAAACAGCUAGUAAUUUUCUCUGUAAAAUAAAGCUGUUUCGUAACCACAACAAUAAAUAAAUAAAUAAAUAAAUAAAUUGUUCUACACAUUUGCAAUAAAAACACAAGAAUGUGGUUAAAUUUAAAGAACUCUUUAUGGGGAAAAAAAUGUAGAUAUGUUUGUUAUUUGUAUGUAUGAACAUGCCGAUAAUUUAUUCUAACCUCGUCAAUCAACCUGGAUUAUGUGACAACUAAUUAUAAAUCUGGGGAUGUUAUGUUGAAAGUAUCAGAUCUGAAAGUACAAACAUAUAAAAUUACAAUUUUUUGUUUGUACUUAAGCACAUGUAUUAUUUUUGUUGGUACCGUUCGCAGAGAUAUAAAUUAAGGUUGACAUAUGGAUUUUUAUUUUUUUAUAACACUAAAACUGAAGUAAAAACAAUAUUAUUAUUAUUAUUAUUACUAUUUGUUAGACAAAUAUUUGUGAAAUGAACAUGGGUUAGUUUUUGUUUUGUUUGGUAUCCACUAUAAUUUUCACUAUAUGUGAGUUUGCUCAAAAAUAACAGCCAUGUUAGCUCAUAAUGUGAAAAUAAUGACAAAUGGAAACUAAUAUGUCACAUUUUCAAAAUGAAAACUUUUUUUUUUCUCCCACAUUUCCUAAAUGAGAACUAUUGUGUCACAUUCUGAAAAUGGAAAUUUAUUGUGUCAUUUUCAAAAUGGAAACUAUUGUGCCACGUCUUAUAAAUGAAAACUAUAGUGUCUCAUUUUGUAAAUGAAAAACUUCUGUGUCACAUUCUCUAAAUGGAAACUGCUGUGACACUUUUUUAAAUUAGAACUAUUCUGCCAAGUUGUAUUACAAUUAGCUUAACAGUAGAGACUAACAGAAAUUAACUUGACUGCCAUGAUGAACGGAUAAAAUAUGUCCAGUUUAUCGUAAAGUAGUUUCAAAAUCAAAAUGGAAGACAAAUACAGUAGAACCCCGAUUAUCCGCGACUCGAUCAUCCGAUUCGCGGAUUAACCGCGAUUUAUGUCCAUCAAGUCCAAUUUUUUAGUUACAUAUAACCAAUGAUUCAAAAUGUAUGUAAAUGUUAAAAUACUUUGCAAAAUGUAUGUUGGUCAAAGUACUUUGACUCAGUUAUGUUUAUAUACACAGAAAGUUUAAAAAAAAAACUUGUACAUACAUACGUAUGUACAUAAUAUUUUUUGUGUUCCGUGUUACGUGAAUAGAUUAUACACUGGUGCGCGAUUCCACGUCCGCAUGACCGGACUGUACACUCCCGCGCGCAGCACGGCGCCGUGCCACAGAGAUUACCCGGCGCAUGGAGACAGUCCAUUCCAUUAGUGUACGUUGUUGAAGCGUGAAGGUGGUGAUAAUUUUAUGUAUUGUAACAGUGAUCUGCAUUCCGACGGAUUAUACCGUUGUGUUGUGCGGAAGUGUUGAGCGCAACAUUUCAUAAUGUCAUCAAAUGAACAGAAAAGAAAGCGAGUGGUACUGUCCAUCGACAGCAAAACAAAAAUUAUAGAAAGAUUUCAGAGUGGAGAAACGAUUGCAAAUAUGCGACUGAGUUUAAUGUCGGUAACACAACAGUGCGCGACAUCAUAAAAAAUCGCGAAAAAAUCCUUCAGUUUGCUUCACAGGCUGACACUUCAAGUGGAUUAAAUAAACGCAAGACGAUGAACGAAUCCACAUUUAGCAGCUUGGACACUUGUUUGUUUGAAUGGUUUCAACAGAAAAUGUCGGAGGGUGUAGCAUUAAGUGGCGUAAUUUUAUCACAGCAGACGUAAUUUUUUAAAAAAAAACUAGGUUUGACAGAAGAACCAUUUUCCUGUUAUAUUACUUCUCCGUUAUUUUAUUAGCACCGACUGUACUGAAGUGUGUGUGUUGCAACUAGUGCUUGGCACGCAAGAUAAAUUCAGCUUAUCACUUUCUGACGCGGCGCAGUGAUACGACGGUGUUUGUUUAUUUCAAAACUCAGCUAAGAGUGAACGGAGAAUAGAUAUAACGACCCCUCACGGUUCCCGAGAUUAGGGUCGUUAUAAAGAGGUGGUCGUUAUAAGAUUUCCGACCCAUCUGCAACACUAAGUCUAGGCCGUUUUUGCACUAAUUCCACGUUCAGCAAGCUAAAAAUAAAAAAUCUAACAUUUUAAAUUCAUAUAAAUAAAGGGGGAUAAAUACACCGUGAAUUAUACGAGACAGAGACACCGUUUCAAAACCAUCAAAUCAAGUCUCAAUGCACUGGUAUGAAAAAUCUUAUCUCGAAAAGAAUUUUGAAGGCAGUCGUUAUGUAAAACAAUAACCAGCCCGAUGGUGUUACUGACAACAGAGCAAUGAGCUAAGUGUGGCAGCGUCGCUUACGGGCAAUGAAAAGAAUGCGUGACCUUGGCAGCUAUCAGCUGUCUUGGGCCCUCGGACUGGCGGGCGGCUAGUCACACACCUCGGUGCAACAACAACUCGCGUGCCCACGUCUCCGCACACGAAAGACUUAAAAACCACUGCUGCCCAGCACUAAGCAGUCCGCUUCUAUGUCAACAACGCACACAAAGCAUGUGUAUAUAUGUAAUCUCCGAAUGUCCACAGAUGGCUGUCUGUGGGCUAAUGACCUUUGAGGCAAGCAUAACUCGGCUAACCGCGUUUUUCGAUUAUCCGACUCACUCGUCCCCUUCAUUAACACAGAUAAUCGGGGUUCUACUGUAUAAAGAAACAAAUGAGUGUGUAAAUAAAUCCAUUGACACAUUCCUAAUCCCAGUAAUCUGACAUUAAAAUCACUUAUUUAGAAAAAUACACUUCAGGGAACUGAAUUAAAAACGGUUUACCUGCAACAGUAUUUUUCUGACAUAGCCACUGCAGUUUGCAUACAAUAAGAAGUUUCUAACAUACCUGCUGCAGUAUAUAUAUUUGAAGGAAAAAUAAUUCAUAGCCAUUGCUGUUUGCUUAAGAGUUUUUUUGGACACUGCAAUUGCAGUUUGCGCACAAUUUUAGUUUCUUAAAUGAAGCAAUAGUUUCUAUUUCAGAAUUUUAAAUCAUAGUUAAAAGUACUGUGCUAAGCCAAAAGUUUAAGUUAAAAAAUAACCGCAGAUUAACAUGCAUAUCACUUUAAUUUGAAAGCCUAAUUUGUAAUCUGGAAUUAUAAAAUGCAAAUAUAUCUGUUAAUUUGCAGCGGCCAGUCAAAUAUAUCAUCAUCCUCAAUUUAUCAAAACUUACUCAAUUUAAGCUAUUCACUAGUUUAUUAGUUGAGGCUUUUCCACAUGAUAUGAAAACUACUCUUAUUCAUGAUAUUGGCUCAACUCAGGACUUUAUGCAAGAAGGUUUUAGUAAUUAUGAGACGUCACAUUCUUGUUCACAAAUCAAUGUUACGGUGCUGGGAGUGCUUACAAAAUUGACGGAAGCUACAUUAUUAAUAUGUAUAAGUGAAAGUUCAAAUCAUGCAAUGUAUUUGUACAAUUGACAUACAUACUAAAAGCCCCAGAGAACCCAUAGCCAAUUAAUUUCUUCUAACAAGAAAUAUUGUGGAAAUAUGUAAUUACAACUACAUCUGAUUUUCACAGCUGGUGUGGAAGGUGUGUAUAAAUUACCACAAAGUUCAUUUGUCUUUUAUUGAUGGUGUUAAACAGCUUUUAAACAGUUAUGGAUUAUAAUCAUCUUCAAGUUAGGUACAGAUCUCACAGUAAGCAUCUAAUGUUGUUAUUCCAUAUGUGCGAAAGGUGUUUUUUUCCCUUAACUAAAUUGUAGAUUUGUUCAAAUCAUUCUCUCUCUUUGCUCAUUGCAAUUCUACGAGUUGACCUAGCAAUCUGGCACUCUACUCUACAAAUACUAAUUUUGGCUGACAUCACAUGAGUAUAGCAAGAGACACUCAAAUAAUUUAUCUCAAUAUGUCCCUUAUUUAAAAUAAUAAUUAAUAUAUUCACAUACCUACGUUAAUGAUCAAAAAAUUUUUUUUUUCACAAUAACACAGGUUUUGUUCGUACAGUAAUGAGACUGGGUCUGGUAAAAAGAACUUACUGAUCUGAUCGGUACAGAUUGAUAAAAUUCUUAAGUCUCCUUGAGCAUCGAUACACUGCUGCCAAUGCGAUUACAACGCUGCAAAGACUCCCUGGAAGUCAGCUAUCGUAACCUCUUUCAGAGACACUGUUACAGCUAUUUGUAUGGUGGGAACAUCUUCAAAGCAGUGACCUUUCAGGAUUCUCUUGGGCUGUGGGAACAGGAAAAAGUCGAGUGGACUCACAUGCAGGCUGUAUGGUGGCUGUGGCAAGGUUGCGACCCCUAUCCAGGCCAGGUAGGUGCUCACAAAGAAGGCAGUGUGGGCUGGAGCAUUGUCGUGAUGAAGCUUCCAGCAAUCGGCAAUUUCCAGUGACUGCUCUGUGCAGGCACACAAGGACUUCAUUGUAGAAAAUGGCGUUGACGGUUUGUCCCAGGGAUAAAAAAUUCUGUGGGGACCACCCCAUGCUUGUCAAAAAGACAACGAACGUUGUUUUUACCUCAAAAUUCUCGCCAUUUUUGGGGCGCGGGGAGAUGGAGGUGUGCCACUCUGAACUUUGGCGCUUGGUUUUGGGGUUAUGCUGGAAUACCCAUGAUUCAACGCAUGUUAUUAUGUCUUCUAAAAAGACCAGUUCACUUUCUAAUUGCUCCAACAUCUCACGGGAAAACGUCAACUCGUUUUUGUUUGUCGCCAUUUUGGCACCAAUUUUGCACAAACCUUCCGCGUGUACAAAUUUUUAGAAAUAAUUUUGUGAACCGUUAUUUUGCGCAUGUUGAGGUCUUGGGCGAUUAUUCUUGCACUCAAACGACGGGUCAGAAUUUUCGUCCAAACCACUCAUUGAAGUGCGUCCGGAUCGUAACGUGUCUUCGGCGGUCUCCCGUCCGUUCUUGAACUCACUGAACCACCGGAAAACCUGGGCCCUUGACAGGACAUCGCUUCUGUAAGCCUUCUUAACCAAGGCAAGUGUUUCGGAAGCGGUUUUUUCCAGGAGAAGGCAAAAUUUUAUCGCGUUACAUUGCUCCAGCGAACCCUCCAUUUUGGAUGUUUUCCGCCAUAACAAAAACUCAAAAACAGCUUUAGCGCCACGCGUGAUCCUCACUGAGUCAGAUCUCAGGCUUGACUGCCACCAGGGCCAUGGCUUAGUUUAGACACCCCCCCCCCCCCCCCCCCCAAACCAGGGACCGUCCUCCGGGCGACUGGAGAACCACGCGGCGGCCAGUCUCAUUACUGUACGGACAAACCCUGUAGUCAUAUUUUUAUUAUAUAUUCACGUUCCUACAGUAAUGUUCAUAUUUUUUGUUAUUUAUGUGUCUGCUUAUUAAAAAGUUGUUUGUGAAUGUACAUCUGAUUUAAUGAAGUUGAGGUAGUUUUGUUUCUUUGCAAACAAGAAAGAUAGCACAUCAGGGAGAACAGUAAAGCACUUCAAAACAUUUUUCAGCUUUGCCAUUUAAACUGUUUGCAGUCACGAGGUAAGCAGGGAGGUACUGUGAUGUUACGGUAGUGCCCGGCCAGUCCGGCUCCUGCCGAGAUCACCAAAAGUGUAUACUAAACAAAAUUUGCCUUAAAAUUCACAUAAUACAAGUAUUAGAUGGGUAAAACCAUAAAAAUUGAUUUUUUUUUUUUUUUUUUUUGAUUGUAGAGUAAAAAUUAAAUACCACAGUAUGUGACUGUUAAAGAAGUUUAAAUUACAAAAUACUGAUAAUUUUUUUUUAUCCUGUUCGGACGAGGGGGGUGCCGAUUGGAGGGACUUCAGUGCACUGUUUUAGACAGGGAAAACUCAGGAAGGUAUCGACUGUGGCUUCUAUCAUGGGCGUCGCAACCGGGGGGGACGGGGGGCAUACGUCCCCCCCAAUAAUAAAAGUCUUCAAUUUUGUCCCCUCCAAUAAUAUAUUUAGUUUCGUAGUUAUAUUAAAAAUAUGAUUUCUGUGAUACAACCCAUAUGUUGCGCAUGGUGAAUUUAGUCCAAUCGUGUUAAUGUGAGCACUUUUUAAUUUGAUCUUUGUGUAAAAUCAAAAUCAGGUCCGAUACCAAAGUGCACCGAUAGCAGAAAGCCGAGACGAGUCGAGCCUUCCAUUACAACCAACUAUAAUUAGAAUAUUUAGGAAAGAAAAAUGCCUAAAAACCACUUUUUUGCACCUUCAAACCCCAAAUUUUCCCGGGGGAGUACCCCCGGAUCGCCCGCUUUUUUUCCAGGGGAUAGAUAUUCCUCAACAACUAAAUCAAUUGAAGUCCCCCCCCCUCAAAAAAAUAUAUCCUUGCGACGCCGAUGGCUUCUAUUAAAGAACCAAGCCAGCACUUGCCUGGGGCGAAACAGCGGGGAAAACAAAGAUCGGGACGUGAAGCGCCAGGGUUGGACCCGGGUGCACCAGAAUGAGAGUCCAUUUUGUUGUUGCAUCUGCUCCUGAUCCUCACAGCUCCUGCUUGCGGUAGGAGUGCCGAGGGCAUGACCAAAGUUACUUUUUUUUUGCUCUUGCGGUUUGAACGUCCACCUCCACACUGCUUCAGUUAGAUGGAACGCUAAACAAAUAAAAAAUUAAUUUAAGUGCGUUUUUUUUUUUGUGAUACUUUGCAUUCUUUUUUCCGGAAGUAAUACUGCAGCAAGCAUUCGAUUAGAUGAGCACAAUGCUGACGCGUCUUUUAUUUCAUGCACUCAAUGCCCUUCGUCCUGAUAAAAAUGUUUCGAGACAAAUCGUCACCAUCUGAAUUGUUCGCAAAGAGCCAAGAACACCUAAUCUAGUAGGUAUUUAGAGAGCUUGCUAACAGAACUUUAUUGACAGCACAAAUUAUACGGCAAAGUAUGAUAAUGUUCAGGUAUAUAAAUGUAAUUUUAUUAAUAUGAAAUAUUUUCAAGAUGAUAUAAUUCUAAAGAUGUCUGUUAUGUAUUAUUUUGUUCUUUUUUAAUGAAAGUUUUUUUAAAGUAUUUGUUUGACAUUAAAAGGGUAUACAACUCUUUUAAAUUAUGAUAAUUUUGUUAUGAUUUUCUCUACUCCCGAGGAGCUAAAAAUAGAGCCCCAAUCUAACAAGCACAGGUCAAUAAAAAGGAGAGGAUAUAUUCAACUAACCUGGUAUAGUUUUAUUUGUUUCAAUUCAAUUGUAAUCUGUAGCAUGUCCGUGUAAGAACUUUGUUCACUCCCAUGAAGACUUAAACCUGCAUCCCGCGUGAGCUGUAUGAGGUGGAUGUGUUUUCCUAUGCCACGAGGAGAACUCUCGUAGUGUAGAAACUUUUGAGAGAAAUGCUCAGGUGCUGAUGGCGCAAAGUGUACAUAUGAAUGCAAAUUUUACAAGUGGCUGUACAAUAACGAAAUGAACCACAAUGAUACAUUAUUUAUUCUGGUUGUGAAGGCCUUGGACCAAUUAUACAAAA